UGUGGUCUCUGCGCCCCGGCUUGUUUCUGCGCCUCUCGGCUGUCACUUACAGUGGCAUGGUGGCUGGCAUGUGCUGGUACCAAUACGAAGCUACAGGGCAAAGCAUAUGGCAGACCUAUGCGGAGGACAUGCAGGAAGGCCUGGAGGGCAUCGAGGUCCUGGACGACAACGACCUAGGAUUUCAAACGCUCAACUCGUUUGGACUAGGGUACAGACUCGUCGGCACAACUUCAUUUAAGGACAGGACCUUAUCUGGAGCUCAGUCGCUGUACGACUACCGCUACGUGAGCAAUAUUCCAGCGUUUUGGUCGUGGGCAAACCCCACGAAUGAGCCACAGUGGGAGCGGGCCGUCAACGUGGACAUGAUCAUGAACAUGGAAAUCAUGCUCUGGGCCGCCGUCAACGGCGGAGACGCCGAGUACUCCGAUGCCGUAGAAAACCACGCCGACACCACGUGGGCAGACCUUGUAAGGGAUGACUACAGCACGUAUCAUGUGGCGGACUACGACCCAUCGACGGGGGAGCUAGUAGACAAAGGCACGUACCAGGGGUGGCAAGACGACUCUACUUGGUCCAGGGGGCAGGCAUGGGCCAUCUACGGCUUCACUAUGGUAUACCGCUAUCUCAAGGAGCAGAGGUUCCUGGACUAUGCCAUCAACACCCUCAGCUACUUCGUCGACAACCUUCCCGACGACAACGUGCCCUACGCCGACUUCGACGCUCCCGUGGACUCGGACAACCCGAAGGAUUCGUCAGCCACCGCUAUCGUGACCUCCGCCCUUUUCGAACUCUUCGAACUAACCGGAGAACCGACCUACCUCGAGAAGGCCCAGGAGUUCUUGACUUCGCUGCUGCUAUCGUCCACCUACUUCGACUCCUCCGCAACCGACGGGUGGCAAGCAAUCCUCAGAAACUCGGCGGCGGCAUGGGGUGAUGAGGCGGUGGGAUCCGUCACCGCGGACUACUUUCUCCUGGAAUCGAUGGUCCGGUACAAGACCAUGGCCCCUUCUAUCAUUCUGCGGAACGAGGCGGAGGUCAGUAUCAUGGACACCCAGCCGUCGGUCCAGUUCUCCGGAACCACUCUCGACAACGACAUCGACCUGUCCGGGCUAUCGGCGGACUCUCCCGUCAUCACUUGGUUCGGGGUGACGCUGACAGACGCCGGAUACGUUCCGAAUUCGCUGACACUCGGGAGCGGUUCAGCGUCCGUGACAGUGGACAUUGAACAGCCCGACGGGGGCUGGAACACGGGGUCAAACGGGGUUUCCUUCUCCGCGGCGGCGGGAACGUUCUCGGCGCUGUCCACGGUAGACAGCGUUACGCUUUCCUUCGGCCAGCUUUUGGCGGUAACCACGGCGGCGACCGUCGACUACCUCGUACUCGGACACCAAUUGAACACAUCGCUCGAGACUUGUGACGCUGGAGUUGGUGAGGCCUGCGAUUCUACAAGCGUCACGACGUGCAGCAACGGCCUCGAGGGUGUGAGUGAUGCGAACAGCGUGGUGUGCUGUCCUGUGGGCUGUGGCCAAUGCGCAGGAGACGGUUGCCUUACGACUGGCGCUGACGCUGGCCUCGGCUGGGAGUCAUGCUGCGGGCUAGGGGUCAAGGCUAGCGACGUGUACUGCGAUGAGACCAACGAAGCCCCCUGCAUCAUCGGCAGCCGCCCCGAAUAGAUCGCGGCAGGUGCUACAACCAUCCGUGAUGUCAGACGUUGGAGAACAACAUGCAACAACUCCCAAAAUCCACCAGAGCACCUACCUGUAUUCGGGCCCCGUCGCUGCCCGCAGCGUGGCACAACACGAACCUUGACGAUCAACACGGGGGUGGAGCUGUGUCGACAGUGAUUCGGGCGCUUCGGGAAAAUUUGUCAACCCCAACCAUCUCGGGAGCAUCGUCGGUUUUUCGGCGGUGGGUCCGUCAUGAUGCAACACAGUGGCUGCCGUUGGUCAAGGUGAAACGGUUGUUGGCAAAUGGCAACCCUCGUGAGCGCAGGCGGUGACCGAACACCGUAGUUAUGUAGUGUUGUGUGCAUGCAGCAAUUUCAAGCCAACGCUGGUUGUGUGCAAAGCUCCGAUAAUGUUUGAAUGUAGCGUACGUGAGCGCCACGCCUCGCGAGGAAGAAUGUUCGGCCGCUCGAUGUAACAGAUUCUUCGCAAAUUGACUGAAUCCACGGUAGGUACAACAAGACCAAGAAGUUCUCAAAAUUGUCAAGUAUGCCAUGGGGGCCUUGUUGGAUGUUUCUGUCUACCCGACUUUUGUUCAACCAUGGAUGGUACAUACAACGUGAAAUGCAUGCGCUUGAGGUUGGUGCAGACUGUCGUAGUGAAAAGGUUCAUGCAUUCUUGGAAAAGUAAAUACUGCUUUUCAAAGAAUUUCCUGUAGACGAAUCGUGUUGUGUCCCCGGUGCGAACAAUUUGAGCAAUGCCUCCCACCCGGGAGUUCUAUGUUUAUUCCUGUGGCAAACGAGUACAACUGACAAAACCGUAGCAACUCAUUUGCAGUUUAUGGAAUUUCACUUCUUCGUACUGUUCCGGGGAUUGAAAUUGUUGGUGGUUGCGCGCUGAGGACAGCUGCUCUACUGCGUAAUUCGGCCGAGGGGGAGGAUAAUGCUCGUUCCUGGCAAACAGGAGGCCAUGUGUACUCUCUGCAGAGCUGGAUUCAUUCAUUCGUAGAAAUAUGGGGUUUGAAAGCACGGAUUGUGAGAUGUGUUAUCGUCACGUGUGACAUGGGUUGGUUUUGAGUGCGUGCAGCAGAGACUGUAGACUACAGGUCAUACGUAGGUCUCGCUUGUCUUAUUGGUACUAUAGUAACCCUCGAGCUCGAAGACAAACGCGGCCGUGUGCUUGUACUGUGGGGAAUGGUGUGUGUGUUUGUGAGUAGCGUCGACAGAGCAAACCGGCUCAACAAGGUGCUAUUAUUUGCAUCGACCUCGUUAAUCGGCUGACCAGUGUCUAGACGUCAGUCUUAGUGCGAUUGAAAACACAAAACACUUCUAUCUGCCAUGAACUGGGACCCCGU
This is a messenger RNA of Ectocarpus sp. CCAP 1310/34, 3018 nucleotides long. NCBI's taxonomy places the organism in Eukaryota, Phaeophyceae, Ectocarpales, Ectocarpaceae. The record is from the annotation of a GenBank genome assembly.